AGGACCAUCCUAGUCCAGGUAAAGGAAGAGGUGCCCCAGAAUAUGAUGUUCUUGAAGGGGAGAUUGACCCAGAUACUUUAGUCCCUGUCGCCUCGCAAUCCAUGCAAAUUGCUCCGUUUGAUGUAUGGUAUUACCCUGAUUACAACUUCAUUUCAAUUCACAACAAAUUAGUUACAACGAUGAAUACUUAUACCGGUGGCCCUUUGCAGCAAGCCGUUUCUGGUACAACAACCUUGAAUCACUCAUGGUAUUCAGAAGGAAUUGGGAAACAUUUUCAAGUAUAUGGGUACGAGUAUCUAAAUGAUGAUGAUGAUGGAUACUUGACAUGGUAUGUCGGGGAGGACCCAACAGUAACAGUCGAGGCUGCAGCCUUGGGGCCUAAUGGAAACGUAGGCCGCAGAUUGAUGUCAAAGGAACCAAUGUCAAUAGUCAUGAAUUUUGGUAUUUCAAAUAACUGGGCCUAUAUUGACUGGAACUCUUUAAAUUUCCCCCUUACCAUGAGUAUUGAUCAUGUCCGAGUGUAUCAACCGGAAGAUGCUAUCAAUUUAACUUGUGAUCCCGACGAUUAUCCAACUCUUGAAUACAUCCAAGCACAUCCGAAGGCAUAUCAAAAUAAUAAUCUUACAACCUGGGAAGAAACCGAAUAUGAUUACCCCAAAAAUUCCUUGGUCCAUGGUUGCUGA
Messenger RNA from Debaryomyces fabryi, 683 nucleotides. RefSeq lists its product as uncharacterized. Gene Ontology annotation, biological process: (1->6)-beta-D-glucan biosynthetic process; fungal-type cell wall organization. Gene Ontology annotation, molecular function: glucosidase activity. The record is from RefSeq and is a predicted model, not a curated record. The annotation marks the transcript as partial. Lineage: Eukaryota; Fungi; Ascomycota; Pichiomycetes; Serinales; Debaryomycetaceae. The transcript has a single exon. Gene Ontology annotation, cellular component: plasma membrane; endoplasmic reticulum membrane.